This is a messenger RNA of Centruroides sculpturatus (bark scorpion), 309 nucleotides long. Its product is annotated as ras-related protein Rab-37-like. The coding region runs from base 1 to 309 and encodes 102 amino acids. Lineage: Eukaryota; Metazoa; Arthropoda; Arachnida; Scorpiones; Buthidae. The record is from RefSeq and is a predicted model, not a curated record. The transcript has 3 exons. Gene Ontology annotation, biological process: regulation of exocytosis; protein secretion. Gene Ontology annotation, molecular function: GTPase activity; GTP binding.
AUGUACUUAGGACAAUUAGGGAAGUUUGAUGGAUAUGCAUUUGACGUUAAUGCCCAGCGAUCUCGUGGAAUUUCUACUUUCUCUCCAUUUAUAACAUGGGAGAAGGCUUGGUUGGGGGAAAUUAACGAAUAUGCCCAAGACGACGUGGUUAUUAUGCUAAUUGGAAACAAAGCGGACGUUUCGGCAGAAAGAGAAGUGAAAUACGAAGAUGGAGAGAGACUGGCCAAGGAGUACGGAGUGACUUUUAUGGAAACCAGUGCGAAAACGGGAAUGAACGUCGACCUGGCAUUUAUGGCCGUAGCUAGGUAA